This is a messenger RNA of Perca fluviatilis (European perch), 3074 nucleotides long. It is a transcript of the gene rfx1a, whose product is annotated as regulatory factor X, 1a (influences HLA class II expression). Gene Ontology annotation, biological process: regulation of transcription by RNA polymerase II. The record is from RefSeq and is a predicted model, not a curated record. Gene Ontology annotation, cellular component: nucleus. The transcript has 18 exons. Gene Ontology annotation, molecular function: RNA polymerase II cis-regulatory region sequence-specific DNA binding; DNA-binding transcription factor activity, RNA polymerase II-specific. The coding region runs from base 296 to 3001 and encodes 901 amino acids. NCBI's taxonomy places the organism in Eukaryota, Metazoa, Chordata, Actinopteri, Perciformes, Percidae.
GACCAGUAGCUUGCUGCCCGUGGUACCUUGCUAAAUAACUAGCUAGCAUCAGUGCUGUCACGACAAGCUUGUGCUCGCAUCUGCUUACAGUUAACGGAACGCGUUACAAGUAACGUUAACGUAAACACGUCUUCUUCUUUUUUAACGAUGUACGCGCAUUCUGUGGCGGUUUGAGACAUUAUGUUUUUUCGGCAUCCGACACAAAAUCAAGUUCCUGAGUACAUGGCGCUAACUACCCAAAAGGGAGAUCAAAUUAGGAUAGUCAAGUUAAAUAUGGGGAUUCCCAGCUCUUGUAAUGGCCACCUCAGGCUACGUAGGUGAGAUACAGCCAGCAGCCCAACCCCAGGGGGCUGGUGUUAGUGUCACACCGGGGCAACCUGAUGCCAGUUCUACCCCUGCAACUGCCCCUCAGUUUCUGGCUGAGAUUCAGACUGCUGUGGCCACACCCACUGUUGUCACAGCCACAGGCCAAACUACUCCCACCGAUCAAGUCACCACCAUCACCACUCCCAAGCCUGCAGAUGGUAGUUUAUCCCAUUCCACAGCACAGACCCAGGCUCCUCAGACGCAGUAUGUGACUGCAGAAAUCCAGGGCUCCCCCACGCAGUCUGGAAAUGCUCAAAGCACUCCUCAGUACAUUGUUGUUACAGUCACAGAGGGCUCCCUUCACUCAAGUGACAGUGUGUCGGACUCUAGUCCCCCUCCAGCUGUGGUGCAAACAGGAGUUCCCACACAGGUUGUUCAGCAGGUACAGACGGCUCAACAGAGGUCUGUUGUGCAGGCCACCUCUCAGAUAGCCAAGACUGAGCCAGGCACUCAGCUCAGUGUCACCAGUCUACAGCCUGUUCAUAUCAGCCAGGAGGUCCAGCAGCAGCUCACACCAGUGCCAGUGCAACAUGUGUAUACCAAUCAAGUGCAGUAUGUGGAAGGAGGAGAGACCAACUACACCACCAGCACAAUCCGUUCCAGCGCCUUUCCUUACACUGACGCACCCUUGUACACCCAGACCACAGCUGCCCAGUAUUAUGAAGGUCAGCCAACUUCAGGCUCAUCCACUCCUGGCACACCUCUAACCGUCUCUGUGACUGCUGGCACAACAGGGGGUGUGUCCAUGUUUGUUGCCCAGCCCACCAGUGCAGCAGGGGGAGGGGCCACAGUGGUGACCACAGGUGGCACCACCAAUGGGGCAGGUGAAGGGGCAGGCACCAACGGUGGCGCAGCAGGCAGCUAUGUGAUCCAGGGGGGUUACAUGCUAGGCAGCAGCGGAGGGGCAGCUGGCAACAGUCAGAACUACUCACACACAGCCCGCGCCUCCCCAGCCACUGUGAGUAUUACAGAGGGCGAGGAGAGUAGCGUGCCGUCGGCAGACAAGAAGGUACAGUGGUUGCUGGACAACUAUGAGACAGCUGAAGGAGUGAGUUUGCCACGUUCUACCCUCUACUGCCACUAUUUGCUGCACUGCCAGGAGCAAAAACUAGAGCCUGUUAAUGCUGCCUCUUUCGGGAAACUCAUUAGAUCUGUGUUUAUGGGGCUACGCACACGACGCCUGGGCACACGGGGUAAUUCUAAAUACCACUACUACGGGCUGAGGAUCAAGGCAGGCUCCUCUCUUCUCCGUCUGAUGGAAGACCAGCAACAUCUGGCCAUGAGGCAACAGCCCUUCUCACAGAAACAGAGGUUGAAGCCUGUGCAUAAAGUAGAGGGAAUGACCAAUGGCACAGCAGCAGCAGCAGGAGCAGGCCAACAGCAGGGCUCAGGGCAGGUGGACAUCAGCACCCAGGUUCAGCAGUACCAGCAGUUCCUUGAUGCCUCACGCGCUCUCCCAGAGUUUCCAGACAUCGACCUCCAAGGGAAGUCUCUGCCAGAGGGAAUUGAGGUGGAGCACAUAAAGAGCUUUCAGCUGCUGUACAGAGAACACUGUGAGGCCAUACUAGAUGUGAUGGUCAACCUGCAGUUCACCCUGGUGGAAACUCUGUGGAAGACCUUCUGGAGGUUCAGUCAGAGUCAGGCUGGAGAUGCCACGUUGGCUGUUCAUGACGAGUCAGAAAAGCGCCUCCCGAAGUCCUGCCUUGUGUUGCUGUGCAAGUAUGAUCCGGUGCUGCGCUGGAGCCGGGACUGUGACAACAGCCUGUACCAGGGCCUGGUGGAGAUCCUCAUCCCUGAUGUCCUCAGGCCCAUCCCCAGUGCCUUAACUCAAGCCAUCCGCAACUUUGCCAAGAGCCUGGAGAGCUGGCUGACCAAUGCCAUGAUGAACAUCCCAGAGGAAAUGGUCCGCAUCAAGGUAACAUCAGCCAAUGCAUUUGCCCAGACGCUGCGUCGCUACACCAGUCUGAACCACCUCGCCCAGGCAGCCCGCGCUGUCCUCCAGAACACAGCCCAGAUCAACCAGAUGCUCUCCGACCUCAACCGCGUCGACUUUGCUAACGUCCAGGAGCAGGCUUCAUGGGUGUGCCGGUGUGAAGACCGUGUCGUUCAGCGUCUGGAGCAGGAUUUCAAGCUGACCCUCCAGCAGCAGAACUCCCUCGAGCAGUGGGCUGCGUGGCUGGAUGGUGUAGUCUCCCAGGUCCUAAAGCCCUACCAGCAGAGCCCUGCCUUCCCAAAGGCCGCCAAGCUCUUCCUACUCAAGUGGUCCUUUUACAGUUCCAUGGUGAUCAGGGACCUGACUCUGAGGAGUGCAGCCAGUUUUGGUUCCUUUCACCUGAUCCGCCUGCUGUACGAUGAGUACAUGUACUACCUGAUAGAGCACAGAGUGGCCCAGGCUAAAGGAGAGACCCCCAUUGCUGUCAUGGGAGAGUUUGCCAGUUUAGGCCGGGGUCUAAACCAGCUGGAUCCCGACAAAGAAGAGGAAGAGGAAGAGGAGGAGGAGAGUGAUGAGGAAGGUCAGGAGCUGUCCCUCCCCUCAGACGGGGCCGUGCUUGGAGACGAGUCUCUGGAGCCUCCUGCCAAGCUGGCCAGAAUGGACCAGAGAGUCCUCUUCACAACCGGAUCAGCUGACAACUAACCACAGAGUAACACUAUCAGACCAGUGGGUUGAUUAUAUUGAUUAUACACACACACACACACACACACACACA